UAUAGUGAUAGUACACAAACAACUCAUAGUCGCUGCAAUUCUUCAUUUCUUCUUAUCAGCUCUCUUUUCCCUUUUUACAUGAUAUUGAACCUCGUUUUUGUCUCUCUCUCUCUCUUCCUUCUCCAGUAGCCAAAUAGAUUCAUAUAGGGUGCUAGAUUAUUGACUCACUACAUGCAUAUUUAUAUGUACAAGAAUGGGUUAUAGAGAGCUUAUAAUAAGAAGCUAUGAUGUGCAAAACGAUAAAGCUCGAGUAGAAGAUCUUGAGAGAAGAUGUGAGGUAGGCCCAGCUGAAAGAGUGGUUCUCUUCACAGAUACUAUGGGUGACCCCAUCUGUAGAAUCAGAAACAGUCCGAUGUAUAAGAUGCUGGUAGCCAAGUUUGGAGAUGAACUGGUUGGUGUCAUUCAAGGCUCCAUAAAGCUUGUAGCCCUUCCUCAUAAGCCUCAUAAUGAUCUUGCCAAGCUUGGCUACAUCUUGGGCUUGAGGGUACCGCCCCUUCAUCGGCGAAAAGGGAUUGGCUUGAGGCUAGUACUCAAACUAGAGGAAUGGUUCAUCGCUAAUGAUGUUGAUUAUGCGUACAUGGCGACAGAGAAAGAUAAUGAAGCUUCGGUUAAGCUCUUCAUGCACAAGCUCAGUUAUGUCAAGUUCAGGACACCGGCUAUUCUUGUAAAUCCAGUUAAUUAUAGAACUUUACCUAUAUCAUCAAGCAUUGAGGUAGCAAAGGUCAAGCCUGAAGAAGCUGAGCUACUAUACCGCAGAUUCAUGACUUCAACUGAGCUCUUCCCCGAUGACAUAGGCAAUAUACUAAAGAAUAAGCUAAGCUUGGGGACUUGGGCGGCUUAUCCUAGGGGCGAAUCAUUGGGUGGUUUCGGUUCGGAUGGGAAAUUUCCAAACAAUUGGGCAGUUCUUAGUGUAUGGAACAGUGGAGGGCUGUUCAAGCUCCGGCUAGGAAAAGCACCAUUACCAUGUGUGGUUUACACAAAAGGCUCCAGGCUGAUCGAUAAAAUGUUUCCUUGCUUUAAACUGCCAGCAAUACCUGAUUUUUUUCAGCCAUUUGGAUUCUACUUCAUGUAUGGAUUGCACCAUGAAGGACCCUCAUCGGGAAAUCUGGUUCGUGCCUUGUGUAAAUUUGUUCACAACAUGGCUACAAGGAAUAAGGAUUGUAAAGUUGUUGUAACAGAAGUUGGAGGUAGCGACAUUCUAAGGCUUCACAUCCCACACUGGAAAUCACUCUCUUGUCCAGAAGAUUUGUGGUGCAUAAAGGCCUUGAAAAACGAAGAGAAGAAGACCAUUGAUGAAUUGACAAAAACCCCACCAACCAAACCUCUUUUUGUAGACCCAAGGGAGGUUUGAACAAUAAAUUAAAAUAUCCCUGACCUUACGCCUUCCUGCUUCAGGCCAAGCCCCACCUCAUGUAUUGUUAGAUAAGUCCAUCCAUCUCGCUUUGUGGGGGCUUUUCUCUUGUUCCUUUCACAUCGGUGACACAAAAUCUCAAAAGAUUUCCUUAAUUAGGUGCCA
Manihot esculenta (cassava) is the source of this 1516-nucleotide messenger RNA. RefSeq names its product probable N-acetyltransferase HLS1. NCBI's taxonomy places the organism in Eukaryota, Viridiplantae, Streptophyta, Magnoliopsida, Malpighiales, Euphorbiaceae. The coding region runs from base 194 to 1351 and encodes 385 amino acids. Gene Ontology annotation, molecular function: acyltransferase activity, transferring groups other than amino-acyl groups. The record is from RefSeq and is a predicted model, not a curated record. The transcript has 2 exons.